Messenger RNA from Oncorhynchus keta (chum salmon), 4937 nucleotides. RefSeq names its product Fanconi anemia group A protein-like. Gene Ontology annotation, cellular component: Fanconi anaemia nuclear complex. Gene Ontology annotation, biological process: interstrand cross-link repair. The record is from RefSeq and is a predicted model, not a curated record. The transcript is spliced from 42 exons. Lineage: Eukaryota; Metazoa; Chordata; Actinopteri; Salmoniformes; Salmonidae. The coding region runs from base 182 to 4570 and encodes 1462 amino acids.
AACAUCCGACCAUGUCAAAAAAUCAUUAGCUAGUUAGCCAACCAAAUAUAUAUAUAUAUAUAUAUAUUAACGUUACCAGCAUAUGAAAAAUAUUCUCAAUAACUUGCUAGCUAGCUGACUCACUUUACUAUGAGGUGAAAAUGCUUGUUCUUGUUGCAUACUAACGUUAAUUGUCAUAAUCAUGUCGCUAGGUGCGUCAAGUAUGUGUCCCACUCAGAAAAGGACACUCUCGUGUCUGCUCGCAGGGCGUGUUGGGAAGAGGCCAAAGCAGGAGAAUAUACAGGAGCUGCAGGAGGCAGCAGUACAGCUGCUGAACAUACACCAGAACCUCUCAGAUCUGUUUCUGGAGGUGGGGAGUCCAAAUCCUUGCAAUUUAAUUUGCAAGGAGUACUCUGGACAGAAAAAAGCAGCUAGUGAAAGUCCCUCACCUACAAUUGGGGGUUCACUUCUGGGUGAGUUUUCAGGAUAUGUCUUCCAUCAAGUGAAUGAGUUGAAGAGGAAGGCUGGGGAGCUGGGGGUCCCGGUGGCAGCCCUGUCAGUGAAGAUAGUGGUAGAAAGACUGUUGGACCUGACCGGCCAUAUCAAAGGGGACCGAGAGCAAGUGUUGCUCAACUCCACUCAAAGGGUCCAGCUCUCCGUGCUUUUCCAAUCAACCCGUGAGCUUCUCUCUCUUGAAGCCUUCUGCUCUAAACUCUUCUGGCAGGAGUACUGGAGGGAUCAGAAACGGCCCAUGCUGGAGGUGGUGUACCACUUACACACGCAGAAUAUCCUCUCUCUGGAGUACAUGUUGGAAAGUGAGAAUGGGGUGAGAUCAUGGUUGAUGUCUGAGUUGAAGGCUCUGUGUGGUAGGACAGCUACUGAGGAGGGAGAUGGAGUACCUCAGCAGGUUCUCUCAACUGUGGUAUCUGUGUUGGUGCGAGCUGUUUUUGAGGAAACACAGGACUCCACAGCAGCACCAUGCAGGAGGCUCUCCCAGGUGUGCCGUUCAGUGCUGGAUGACAUGCUCUCCUGGGUACUGGAUACUUUGAAUUGCAAGCCAACCCUGCAGUCUGGUGAAACAACAGCUGAAUUAUGGGUACAGAUGUUUGAUGCUUCCUUGUGUGGUGUGUCUGUAUCACCUGAUGCACUGCGCCAUUUCUUCACCCACUCUCUCACACACACUCUCACCUACAGACCUAGACUCAAAGUGUCUGAUGCCAUUGCCAUGCAAAGAGAGUGGAGCUUUGCUAAAACCUGCAGACUGUUGACCUCCUUGUUUCAGAAGUUGGCAGUGAUAUUCAAGGUAGAUGAGCUUCUCUCUCACCUGCAACAAGUACUGGAGACUCAUGAGGUCAACUGGCAGCAUGUGCUCUCCUGUCUCUCCACCCUGCUGGUGUACAAUCCAAACACCCAGCCUAGCCUAAAAGAGCUGCUGUCCAGGCUCCUAAGCUCAGCGUUUGAGGGGUAUGACUUGGAGAACAUGAUCACUGCCUUCCUCCUGGCCCGUCAGGGUGCGCUUGAAGGGCCUGGUGUUUUCCCCUCCUACAGCGAGUGGUUUAAGAUGUCUUUUGGUGGUGCUAGCAGUUACCAUGGCAACAGUAAGAAGUCUUUGGUGUUCCUGCUAAAGUUCCUGUCGGACCUGGUGCCCUUUGACCCCCCACAGUAUCUGAAGGUCCACAUCCUCCAUCCACCCUACGUGGCAGUGAAACACCGGGCCCUACUGCAGGAGUAUGUAUCCCUCACCAAGACAAGACUGGCUGACCUGAAGGUCUCAAUUGAGGAGAUGGGCCUUUAUGAGGAUAUCUCUGGAGCAGGAACCUCAGUGCAGCCCCGGUGUCAGGCACGUCAGGAUGUGGAGAAGGCAAUCUCGUUGUUUGGGAGCACAGGAAGGAUAUCUGCCACUGUCAUGGAGGCCAGCAUUUUCAGAAGGCCUUAUUUCCUGUCUCGUUUCCUUCCUGCCCUCCUAACCCCACGUGUGCUUCCUGUGAUGCCUGACGCCAGGAUGAAUUUCAUAGAUUCUCUUAAAAAAGCGGAAAAGAUCCCAGCUGCCCAGCACUCCUCCUACAUAGAGUCAUGUCAGAGAGAGAGACAGAGGCAACAGGACAGUAAAGGAGUCUCUGUGGUGAAUGAUGAUGAUAACCCACAGGAGGUUUUACAGGUCCAACUACAGGAACAUAGAGCCCUGCUAACAGAGGGGGGCAGUGGCGGAGAGGUGUCAGCCCAGCUGGCCAGGAUCUCCCACACUCUGAGUAUUGUGUUCCCUGAACGUGCUGAGGAACUGGUCAGCCAGGCAGUCAUCCAGCUUCAUGUAGAUGAGUCCACUUUCUCUGAGCUGCACAAUAAAGUGGUGAACAUGCUCCUGAGGAGCUUCUGCCAGAGCCUUUUGGACGCCUCCAGAGUAAGCCCACCAAAUAAACAGAGCCCCUGGGCAUCCCAGUUUGUCAAUAUCCUGCUGGGACACAGACAGCUGCUCACUGCCCUCCUUCACCGCAUGUGGGACCUGCUCCACAACCAGGGGGUAUCAUUGAGUGCUGCACAUGUGCUUGGACUGGCAGCCUUUGUUGUGCACCUUCAUGCCUCCCAGACCAAGUGCCCCAAGGUGCAGCUGUGCCCACCCCUGCUGCCCGGCCCUGUGUCAGUACCAGAGGCACUGACCACUGCUCUGCCCUGCACCACACAAACCAACAUGCUAUUCUGUGUUAGGUUCUGCGUGGCUGCAGUUUGCUAUGGUCUCUGCAGGAGUGAGUCACUGUGUGAUCAGCCGCAGCAGUAUAAUCCCUGCAGCCUCUAUAAAAAGCUGCUGUACCUAAUUCCCAGACUAAUGCCAGAUAUGAGGAGGUUGCCAAUUGAAGCGAGUGGGGAAUCGGAGUAUGUAGGGGCAAACAAACAGGGUGAGGAGGAGAAUCGUGGGUUGUGGAAGAGUGUUACUGACACAAAUACAACCUGGAGGAAGUCAGCCUGGGCACUAUGGAAACACGCCCCCUUCCGUCUCCUAGUAAAACUCCCAGAAUACCAGUUCUCAUUUUCAGAGUGGCUGGCAGCUGAACUCAGAGUUCAGAGGAGUGAGGAUGCCCUGUCUGACCCAGAUAGACAGGAGUAUCAACAGUGGGCGUGUCAGCAGCUAUACCUGCCAUCUCCUGUGGACAAGGGGGGCUGUGCAGGAGACUUAAGGACAGCCUGCUCCCACAUUCUUAACGCUGUCAUGGACCAGAAGACAGUAUGUGCUCCGACCCAGGAGAACACUGAACACAGACCCUCGGAGGCAGGCACCUGUCUCCCAGACAUUUUCUCCAGACUUCAGGAGAUUGUCUAUGAGAUGGAGCUCACUAGUCUCUCUCAAAGGACUCAAGAUAAGGGACAUUUCCUAUUGGAUCUGAUUUCACAUAGAUGCUCUGUGACCUCUGACCUGCAGAGUAUCAGCAGUGAGCUUAGCAUUCAGCAAACAUUACAUACGUGGAACAGGGUGAUACUGGCACUCCCUGCAGUCAUGUUGGUUACAGUGAAGACUGGAGGAGGGAAGAGGACUCUGGACUGUGAGACCCUCAUGGAACAUAUCAACCAGUAUCAGAGGAAGGGCUGUUCCCCAGCUGGACUGCUGCCCUACCACCUCACAGCACACUUCUUAAGAGCUGUGCUCAUGGCCAGUGUGAGCUGUGACUGUGCAUCAGGAGAAGUGAACAAGGCCAUGUCUCUGAUCAGUCUUCAAUGUCCACUGCUCCUCGUCUCUGCUGGGCACUGGUGGGGCCGCCUCUCCCCUGUAUUGGUGUCUCUCUGGCAUCGCCUCACUGACGGACAGCCCCUGCCUCAGCAGCUGCAGGUCCUGGCUGAUUGUCACUUGUGGGGCUGCAGUUCAAAGGAUGGAGUGUCAUGCCCUGUCCCCUCUGCCCCGCCCCUGCUCCUGGCAGCUUGUCUGCACUGUGUAUGGGAAGGUCAGGCGAGUGGCAAGAGCAUCAGGACAAGCCUGGAGAUGUUGGGACAGCUGACAGAGCAGCACAGUCAGCUGCUGGUGUUUCUGCUGUUCCUCUGUGUGACUGACCUCCUCACAACUUUUCUCACGCCCCAGAGGGUGAAGGGUCUUCAGAGAGCUCAGGAACUCUGUAAAGAUAUCCUGACUGUCCUUGUGGACUCUGCUGACUGGCUGCUACUAUUCAAGACACCUUGCUCUGAAAAAGGGCUAUACCAGCCUGUGGCCGUGGUAACAUCAGAUGAAUACACAAGACUGAUGCCUUUAGCCUUUUACAGCCUGGUCCCCCAUCUUAACUCUGAGAUAUUGGAGAAAACAGUGAAGGCCCCAGGGUUCCUCCACACUGCUGUGCUCUGCUACUCCUCCCUUAUCAAGCUCUUUAUGGAUGGCCAGACUCCCUGCCCUGUGACUGAGCAUCUGACUGACCAGAUGGACCCCUCAUAUAUUCUGACUAGGGCCCAGCAGGUGCUUCUGAAGAGUAUAUCUAUGACAUCCCCAACCUCACUGUCUCAACAUCAGCUGAACCAGCUGGAGGCCUUAUGUGUUGAUCUGGACCCGGAGGUGGCAGCAGCUCUGGUCUUUCACCUCAGCUCUUCCAGCCUCAGCCCAGAGCUGGACUUCCUGUGAAUGGAUGUAUAUGGGGCUACAGGCACACCACAGACUGUUAAUGACACUAACUUGGCUUCCUUCAUGAACAAGAUAUAUAAAGAUGAUUAGUAUGGGUGCGAGAGGACUUUGUCUUUGUCCUCCAAUGAAGAAUAUACUUGGAAUAGCUACAAUAUAAUAUUGCCUUUAGGUUAUGUGGUUGGCAGUUGUAUUUUAAUUGUGUGUGUGGAACAAAUUGUGGUUUUGGGAGCGCAGUGUAUAUUCAGCAUUGUAGAAAGAUACCUGUACACAGAAGAGCCUGAUCACUUGUAUAGCUGUUUAAGUUUCACCAGCCCUUAUGAAUGUUGUAAGGAAUAAACUUAAUCAAAUAACUUCAUUUAAAAAAGCA